Bathycoccus prasinos is the source of this 573-nucleotide messenger RNA. RefSeq lists its product with no specific name. The record is from RefSeq and is a predicted model, not a curated record. Lineage: Eukaryota; Viridiplantae; Chlorophyta; Mamiellophyceae; Mamiellales; Bathycoccaceae. The coding region runs from base 1 to 573 and encodes 190 amino acids. Gene Ontology annotation, biological process: cobalamin metabolic process. The transcript has a single exon.
AUGAUCACGACCGUCGUCGUCGGCCUUCGAGAAGAACAAGACGAAGAAGAGACGAAUGCGACUCAUUCUUACGCGGAGCUGGAAUACUCCUUACACUUGUGCCCGAAAAAGCACAAAUCGGAAGCGCAAGCGAUGUUCAAUUUUACCGAAGACGAUGACGAGAAGGUGGCGAAAUUGAUCGUCGUCCCGACGUGCCAAAAAACCGCGGUGGAUAUCAUCAAAACCGGGGAAAGAGUGGACGAGGAGAAGGAUUUAUGCCUGGAACGGUUUUUGAAGUUCGCGGAAAUUGCGACGAAUGUGUUGAGAGAGAAGAACUUUUGGUGCGACUACAUCGACCCGUGUUCUGGGUUAUCGAUGAUACAUCGAGACUCGCAGAGGGUGUACGGGGAGGUGGACGCGUUGGUGACGCUGUUGAACUACGAGUGCACAAAUGUUGGGUGUUGUAAGAUUGUGAUGCAUCCGAAAUGGGGGAGUAGCGUGUACCCGGCGAGUUUGUUUGCGAUUGCGCCAGAAGAUGAAGUUCGAGACGCGUUGCGGAUAGCCGCGGAGAAGAUGGGAAAGAAACGUUCAUAA